AAUGAAUCUUAAGCUUUAGCUGAACAAGUCACAUUCUUGGGUUUCACUCUCAAACUUUCUUUAUCAAUCUUUAGAGUGAAAAAAAAAGAGGUGGCACUUUCGUACAAGCCACGGUCACCCCCACCAGCAUUAUCUGUCGCUCUGUGUUCUCUAUCUCAGCCUCCUACUUCGCUGCUGUAAAUGCAGCUGGGUUUUAGUUUUACUGUAUUAUCUCAUGGGGAAGAAGGGAGGCACUUCCUGGUUGACUGCUGUCAAAAGGGCUUUCAGAUCUCCCACUAAAGACGACGAAGAUCGAAAGAAAAGAGAGAAGCGAAGGUGGAUUUUCAGAAAACCCACAAAUUUUAACCAACAAGAAACCGUGACCCAAGAAGCAGCUGCGGAGCAAAAGCAUAUUUCAGCAGCUGCGGAGCAAAAGCAUGUUUCAGCAGCUGCAGAGCAAAAGCACAUGCUUGCUGUGGCGGUGGCCACGGCGGAGGCGGCAAAGGCUACCUCCCACGCAGCCGCUGAGGUAGCUCGGCUGACUAGGCCUUCCAAUCAUGCCAGAGAACACUACUACGCCAUUGUUAUCCAGACAGCUUUCAGAGGAUACUUGGCAAGGAGGGCGCUUCGUGCGCUUAAAGGGCUUGUGAAGUUGCAGGCCUUGGUGAGAGGCCACAAUGUGAGGAAGCAAGCAAAGAUGACGCUUAAGUGCAUGCAGGCUCUGGUUCGGGUGCAGGCUCGGGUGCUCGAUCAGCGCACCAGGCUUUCUCACGAAGGCAGCAGACAGUCUGCGUUUAGUGACACCACUAGUAGCGUUUGGGAAUCGCGGUAUCUUCAAGACAUAUCGGAUAGGAAAUCCAUGCAGUCUAGAGAGGGAAGUAGCAUAGCAGAUGAUUGGGAUGAACGUCCUCACACCAUUGAGGAAGUAAAAGCCAUGUUGCAGCAACGGAAAGAAGCUGCAAUGAAGAGUGAGAAAUCGUUGUCCCAAGCCUUUUCUCAACAGCUAUGGAGGAACAGAAGGACCCCGUCUAUGGGAAAUGAGGAUGAGCUUGAAGAGAGACCGGAAUGGCUCGCGCCAAAGCCAUGGGAGACCAGAGGAAGACCUUCAACUGACCGGAGAGACCCCAUUAAAACAGUCGAAAUCGACACCCCUCAGCCUUAUGUUAAUUUACCACCAAACUACAGAAGAUCAAGUGCAAGCCAAUACCACCAACACCAACACCAACAACAAAGACCCAGUUCACCAAAACAAAGACCUGGCUCACCAAAACAAAGACCCAGCUCACCACUCCAUAGAGAUCGAGCCUACCAAAACCAACCCCUUCAUCAUCACUCCCCUAUCACACCCUCACCAUCAAAAACCCAGCCUUUCCUAGUCCGGUCUGCAAGCCCUCGUUGCGUUAGAGAAGAUAGAAGCUCCAAUGCAUCUCAAACUCCAAGCCUUAGGUCCAACUAUUUCUACACUGGUGCUGUGCACCAACAACAUAGCAGCAGGGCGGGUCGUACAAGUAAUAGUAGCAUUGCCAAUUCUGGUGCUGCGUUGCCUAAUUACAUGGCUGCAACCGAGUCUGCCAAGGCUCGGAUACGCUCUCAGAGCGCACCACGGCAAAGGCCAUCUACACCAGACCGGGAACGAGCAGCUGGAUCAGCAAAGAAAAGGCUCUCGUUUCCAGCUCCUGAUCCUUACGGCCUGGCAAUGGGGUAUGGAGGUUAUGGAUACAGCUUGAGGAGUCCAAGCUUUAAGAGUGUGAGUGCAUCGCAUUUCGGCGUGGAGCAACAGUCUAACUAUUCUUGUUGCACUGAGAGUCAUGGUGGUGAGAUUUCCCCUUCUUCAACUAGUGACCUUAGAAGGUGGUUGAGGUGAUUAAUGGCUGAAACUGAAAGGGGGAUUGUGAGCUAUAACUUGUCACAAUCUUUUAUUCUGAUUUGACCAUUAAAUAAUGUUCUAGAGGCAAUUGGGAUGUAAUUUUAGGGAGCAGUGAGUAUUUGGGUAGGUAGUAGAAAGGAUCUGAUUGAAGGGUUUUUCCUUUCUAAGAGCAACUCCAGCCUAUCAAAGGCCCCCUAGGGCAACUUACUAUUGAAUCCCCUUAAUGAACAGUAACCAUCUUUAAUGAACAGUAACUGUCUUUUGUAUCUUCA
Molecule: messenger RNA, 2118 nt
Organism: Pyrus x bretschneideri (Chinese white pear)
Lineage: Eukaryota; Viridiplantae; Streptophyta; Magnoliopsida; Rosales; Rosaceae
Product: protein IQ-DOMAIN 17
Exons: 6
Coding region: 215-1843 (542 amino acids)
Molecular function (GO): protein binding
Source: RefSeq, a predicted model, not a curated record